CAGGGACAGAAAUCAUAAAACAUAACCUAGUAAUAUCUUUUUAAAUUUAUUUUGUCAGAUUCUUGAUUCUUUCAUUUAAAUAUCAAAAACAAUAAUAUGCAAAGUUUGAGAAAACUGCAUAGACUGGAAAAAGUCUUAAUGCACGUAAAAAAUAUUCGUCUAAGAUGUGAAAGCGGAGGACUUUAUGAACCAAGUUAUUUACAGGCAAUGAAAUCAAAAAUCCCUUUAUAUGAAGCAGUAAAUAUUCAGUUACGAGGUUAUGAUUACCCUGUGUUAGAGCAUUACCAAAAAUUUGUUCAUAAUAUGUUGAAAAAUAUGGAUGUUGAAGUUGAAGAUAGUUGGGCAGUUCCUGCCCAAAAUAUGGAUGUCACUACUCUCAAACCAAAGAGUGAGAUUGUGCAUGCUAAAUAUAAUCUUAAAACAUAUGAGAGAGUUAUUCAAAUAGCAGAUGUAUCAUCAAUUCAGCUUCCAAUCGUCAUUAGAGCUAUAGAAGCAAGUUUACCUGCAGGUGUAACAGCCCAUUUUAGACAGCAUGAAGAAGCUGAUGAAGAAGUUAGGUAUAUUCCUGAUGCAGAACUGAACACACUGAAACAAGAAUUAGAAGACCUGGGAGGUCCUUCUAAAAGUAGAAAAUAGUCUUUUAUAAUUUAUUUUAACCGUAAUGGUUUUGUAAAUAUUAAUUUGUUAGUUAGCGAAUAUUUUUAAUAAAACGUUGUAUUUAAUAA
Messenger RNA from Diabrotica virgifera virgifera (western corn rootworm), 725 nucleotides. It is a transcript of the gene mRpL48, whose product is annotated as 39S ribosomal protein L48, mitochondrial. Lineage: Eukaryota; Metazoa; Arthropoda; Insecta; Coleoptera; Chrysomelidae. The transcript has 3 exons. Bases 97 to 636 code for a protein of 179 amino acids. The record is from RefSeq and is a predicted model, not a curated record. Gene Ontology annotation, cellular component: mitochondrial ribosome.